CCAUUCAAAACGAUUUUUCCCAAUCAGAGCUCGUGUUUUCCCGAGUUCCCAGUUAUCUUGAACACACUGAAAUCGGAGGUCAGAGAUUUCUGAGUUCCCAGUCAUCUUGAACGCGGCAUAAAUACAAUCAUUGGCUGAAUCUGCACACAGCAUCACUACGAAGCACGUCUCAAUUGUCUACUUACAAAGAACGACCCGACCGAUCAUUACGUUUACCGACCGUAGUAGUGCGUGUUGAUUUUGUCUUUCUAAAUACGUGUUUUAACCAAUGGAAGCGGAAGUGUUGAACCCCCAAAUGAUGGCGGACGUUAAUGGCAACAAUACAUUUCAAAACGCGGAGCUCGAAGUGAUAAAGCUUCAGGAGCUGGUCCGAAAAUUGGAGAAACAAAACGAACAGCUCAGGACAAGAGCUAAUUCAGUAAACAAUUGCAACAAUGGCCCACAUAUAUUUCCAACCUCAUCGGCCUGUCUGCACGGGAGUACAGCGUGUUCUGCUUCUAGUCUGGUUUUCACCGCAAAUUAUUCAAAUCCAGCACUAUCGCAUCCUUGUGCUCUUGGGCCAUACACUUCGUCCGAGGAACCAUUCUCCAAUUUCAAACAAAACUCGGUAUUUGAUCCUGAUGUGGAGGAUGCCACUGUUCUGGACGAGGUCGAUAUUCUAGACCUGGAUACCGUACUCCCGGUUGGAGAGUCUGAUCAUAGCUGGUAUUGGCUGUAUGUGUGUCCUAAGGCCAGGCUACGGGGCGAGUGUUUCCUUAGUCCCCUCCAGUGGAGCAGGCAGGUGCUGGACCACCCAGGCCCUGAAGUGGAGGUGGCCAAGAGGUCCCUGUGCCACAGACUGGAGCAAGGUGUGAGUCGGCAGCAUGCUGCGGUCAGCCCCCAGUCUUCAAUGGAUAGUGAGGUGGGCACUUCAGAGCUGGAGGAUGACACUAUAUCUAUGGGCUAUAAACUACAGGACAUGACAGACGUACAGGUCAUGGCUCGACUGCAGGAGGAGAGCCUGCGUCAGGAGUACGCCACUACGUCUUCUUCGACCACGGCCAGCCGUCGCAGCUCCAGCUUCUCACUCCGGUGCAGCGAGAUGGACCUGGACGAGGAAGAGGAGGAUGAGGAGGGCUACAACCAGCUCCCUCCGCCCCAGCCUCGGCUGCUCCGGACUGGGUCCAUGCAGUGGGGCAGCCUGUCUCACUCACACACCUUCUCCAGUAUCUCCAGUAUCAGGGAGUGCAGCAGACGCAGCACCUCCACCCCUCAGUACUCCCUCAGUGGGUUGUCCCAGUACCAGCAGCAAUUCUCUGGACCCUCCAGACUCAUCGUGGACACACAUGGAUACAGGUCCAGCACAGGUCAGUCUAGAGCUGGGGUGUUCCAUCCUAGUAAACCCACAGGGUAUGCAGGCUUUUGUUACGUAGACAAGCUGCGGAGAAGCAUGCCCAACCUGAUCCGAGCUCCCAGCAUGCAUUGCGAUCCCAGUGUUGUUCCAAGCCUGGUGUCUCCUGUCAAUCACUCAUCUGGCCCCUCCUCCCUGCCAGUAACCAUGCGGAACAGCCAAAGCUUCGACUCGUCCAAUGGGCUCGCACGACUUCAGUCCUCCAUUCCCUCCACCGCCCAGCUCAGCCAGCGAUUCCAGAGUGUGGGAAACUUCCACACAACCCCCAGACACCCUGUCAAGGCCACAGCCUAUGUCAGCCCCACAGUCCAACAGGGUCCCUUCUCCUCCUCCAACAUCCUCUCUACCUCUGCCAUUCUUCACAACAUCCCCAGCAGUGCACCCAAGGCCCUCAAAGUCACCAUCCCCAGUGGUGUCCCCCAGCCCUCCUCCAUCCCCCGUAGUGCCUUACCACGACCCGCCUCUUUCACAGGGACCGGUGGCACCCCCCGCCCCAGCAAGAUUGCCCAGCCCACACACAGUCUAUUGACCCCCCCAAAGAGCCUGGCUGCGCUAAGCGCCCUGAGAGACGGCAGCUGGAAGGAUGGCUGCUACUGAACCCGGGAUGUUGUAUAACACCUCAUCAUUCAUUGGGUUACUGUAAGAUCUCUAUGUUCUGAACCAAGGCCUGAGGCCAUGGAUCAUUCAUAUGGGCCAUAUGAGUCGCAGCUUGAAGGGAUACAGUGCAUUUACAAAGUAUUCACACCCCUUGACCUUCUCCACAUUUUGUUGUGUUACAGCCUGAAUUUAAAAUGGAUUAACAUUUGAUUUCUUUUGUCACUGGCCCAUAAUGUCAAAGUGGAAAUAUGUUUUAACAUUUAUUUUUACAAAUAAAUAAAAAAUGAAAAG
Molecule: messenger RNA, 2278 nt
Organism: Oncorhynchus tshawytscha (Chinook salmon)
Lineage: Eukaryota; Metazoa; Chordata; Actinopteri; Salmoniformes; Salmonidae
Product: SLAIN motif-containing protein 1-like
Exons: 7
Coding region: 269-1987 (572 amino acids)
Biological process (GO): microtubule nucleation; cytoplasmic microtubule organization; positive regulation of microtubule polymerization
Cellular component (GO): microtubule plus-end
Source: RefSeq, a predicted model, not a curated record